AAUUCCGCGUUUCCUGGAACGCAGCAUCACUCUGGAGACAGGAACUGAGCUGCUGUUAAAAAGCAGGAUUAACUUCAGUCAGCUUUUGCCCCCCAAAACUCAAACUGUGUUGUAGUUUGUGUAUUUGUAAGCCUUGUCAGGAGAACCAGUCUCAAUAUAGGGGCGCAUUUAAGGACAUAGUUCAAGACAAAGUGGGGUUUAAAAAGACCGAAAGGUCAGCGAGUUGCUUGUUAGCUAGCAUGCUGCUUCCUCGUCGUAUCAGACUGCUCCUCAUUGAUUAACUGUCACCUCGUCAUGUCCGAGUUAAGAUGCCAGAAAUCUGAAACUUUAAAAGGGGAUGAUGAAGCGGAAAAAGAGCCAGAAAAUGAGCCAGAGAUGCAGGCAAAACCAUGUGCAGCUGUGGAUGCGGAGGAGGAAGAGGAGAAGGUGAAUGUGUCCAACAUGGAAGUAAACCAAGAUGAAGAGAAAGAUGCUAAACAUAAGCAGGAAAACCCAAGAAGUUCCAAACAAAGUUCCUCAGCCUAUUUGGUGCAGUGUCUGGUCCGGGUGGUCUUUGGAUGUAUGGCAGCUGUUGCCUGUGGAAUCCUUUAUGCUGCAUAUCUGUCUGCCUAUCAUGACAGGAAGUUCUGGUUUUCAGCUAAACAGGAGUUGGAGCGUGAAAUUUCUUUCCAGGGAGGCAGUGGGCUUUAUUACUACUACUACAAGCACAUGCUGUCUGCACCAUCCUUUGAAAGAGGGUUCUAUGAGCUGAUAAUGGAUAACAGGACUGUUGCGGGGCAGACGAUCAAUGCUGUGGAGCGUUUUUCUCUUUACCCAGAGCUCAUCACAAGCUUCCUCUACAGAUAUACUAACAGUCAGGAUUUAGUGGAACCCAUCUACUUCUACAUUGGAAUGGUGUUCUGCCUCCAGGCGCUGCACGUCACCGCCCUUUUUGUAUGCAGCUGGGUGCUGAGCGGCACCUGGGUGGCCGGCAUGUUGGCUGUGUCCUGGUACGUGAUCAACAGAACAGACACCACCCAGGUGGACAUCGCUGUUCCUCUGCGAGAGAACUGGGCCCUGCCUUGCUUCUCCCUUCAGGUUGUGGCGUUGACGGGAUUUCUGAGCAACAACAUCCGCUCUACCACUGAGAUGUUCUGCUAUCUUACCAUGAGUGCCACCACAUUCACCCUCCUGUUGAUAUGGGAACACGGUCACUACAUCCUCUUUGUUCAGGGACUCUGCCUGUUUCUGCUGGACUCUUUUGACCUGAUGCCAACAAGAAAGAUGGACGACAUUCAUAAAGUGUACCUCAGCUCCUUGCUCCUGGCCUACCUGUUCCAGUUUGAAAACACUAGCUUGCUCAGCUCGCCGCUGCUCAGCCUUCAGAUUGGUUCAGUGCUCGCGAGGUACUUCCAGCAAAAGAUGAAGAUUGGUCCUCUGGUGGCAAGAGUGAUGAAGCUCUUCCUGCAUUUCCACCUGGUCUUCUCUACCAGCAUCACCUAUAUUUAUUUAGUCAAGAAGCUUAUACCUGUAAGUGGGAAUGAUUUCAUAUUGAAGUUCCUUGAAGUCAAGUUUGGGCUCAACUCGACGACUGACUUUAUCACCAACUACCUUCUGUGCCAAAAGAGCCAUCAAGCACCCAGUCAGGAUUUAUUUCUUCGACUGACUCAGGCCUCAGUUCUUCCUUUCUAUCUCCUGGUGCUCGCCAUCUGCCUGCUCUCCACCCUGGAGACCAUUUACAGAAGACUCAGUGGUGAGCCGAUGAAGACCAGCCACAGUCUCAAAGAUGGACGGAUUGGAGAGCAGCCUCCAGUCAUCUAUCACGUCUUUCACUCCCUGUUUUUUGGGAGUCUGGCUCUGCUAUUUGAUGGGAUGAAGUAUUUAUGGACGCCGUACGUCUGUAUGUUCACUGCAUUUGGAGUCUGUUCUCCGGACGUCUUCAUGACCGUGUUUAAAUGGCUCAAGCUGAAGUCCAUGCAUCCUGUAGUUCUGGCUUUGAUUCUGAGCACAGCUGUUCCCACCAUCAUCGGUUUCAGUUUGUGGAGAGAGUAUUACCCUCGUGUCUUAGCUGAUUUGGGGGACCUGCACGAAGUCCAUGACCCAGACACGCUGGAGCUGAUGACCUGGAUCAGGUUGCACGCUCCGGCAGCAGCUGUGUUUGCGGGCAGCCCUCAGCUUUUAGGAACAAUAAAGUUGUGUUCUGGAUCAGCUGUUGCUAGUUUGCCUCUCUACACAGACUUCAACCUGUUGAAGAGGACUGAAGAUACUUACCAGGUGUAUGCGAUGAGAUCAGCCGAGGAUGUGUAUAAACUUUUGACUGCUCAGAAAACCAACUAUGUGAUCAUUGAAGAGUCCAUCUGUACAGAGUUAACGCGCAACAAGGGCUGCAGAGUCAAGGACCUGCUGGAUAUCGCUAAUGGACAUGUCAUCUUCGACCAAGAGGAGAUGUACUCUGUCUCUAAGCACGGACGAUUCUGCCACGAGAUCAAGAUGAACUACUCGCCCUACACUAACUACUUCACUCGGGUUUUCUGGAACCACUCGUACCACGUCUACAAAGUGAACUCUGUCAUCUCAUUCCAGUACUGACAGCAGCUCACUCGGCCUGGCUGUCUUAUGGCUGACGUGCGUCCUGAAGCUGCACUUUCCAACCAGCAGGGUGCAGCAGCCUGCCAUUAGCGUUCAUAAAUGGAAGGCUUGAAUAUCAAAUAUGCCACAUUAAUCACAGUACUGUAGUUAGAUAAACACAUUUAAAGCCGCCUGUGUUUAUCACUACUCUUCCUUUUAAGGUCAAAAACUUAGUGAAUAUUUGUUGUAAUGGUAUGUGCUUUUGGUGGCAAAUUUCCUGACAUCUCACAGCAAUUGCGUUCGGGUAAAAUGCACAUUUAGUAAAUUACACAAACUGCUAUGUAGCUCCUUCGCCUCUUAUAGUGCGGAGAAAAAUGCUAUGCUAAUUUAGUGUUAAGUCAAGGAGGUCUUUGGAGCUGUUUUGUAGGAUAUAUUUAGAUUUUUUUUAAUUCUCAGGUGAUGUGAAGCUACAACGUGAGUGGAACACAUCUCUGAAACUCUCUGUGAAGCCUUAAAAAAAGCCAAUGGAGGCCUGAGGUGGACCUUAAGGUCUGCCAGUUUCCAUGCUUCUGUUGUGCAUGCUCCUCUAAUUUUUAAUCUAAAUGGUUCCAGUAUUUCAUUUCAAUCAGUUAUUUUUUAUUUAGUCAUACCAGCUGUUUAAAAGCCACCUUCAUCAGCUUCUUGCGUGCCUUUUUGUUAGUUUUACAACAAUGGCUGGUUUUGAUGUGUCGCCUGUCUACAUAACAUUUUAUCACUAUAAUAGAUUAUUUUCAUUUUAAUUUCUCAGGUUUGGUCAUGGUGCAAUAAAAGUAUUAACUUUGGAGAACCAAAUUUUACAAGUUUUACAGAGAAAAAAUACAACGAACAGGAUUGGGUGUCUUUUGUAAAGAUAUUAUAAGAGUGUUGCAGGUUUUACUCAUUUUUGUCAUUUGAUUCCGGACACGAUUCUCAUACAGUGCAUGUGUCAUGUUCUUUCAAAGGUUGCUUCCUUUGAAAAAUGUUUGGAUUUUCCUUUUUAAAUGAUCUGCCAAAAGUAGGGAGAUUCAUUAGAUAUUCUAUGCUAAAGCAAUGCAUGGUUGAUCAUUUUAACAGGGUGGGUGGGGAAUGUUUUGGUAGUUUUUAAAUGUUUGUCAGCGAGUGGAAUCCCAACUCUAACAGUAAUGGUUUCUGCUGGCUUUUGUCCAUCAGCUGUCGUCGCUGCUGCUCUCUGUUUGCCUUAUAGUCAUGUGAAGAAAUUAGGACACCUCAAUCUUAAUUUUUUUUUUUUUCAUAUAUCAUCUUAUUAUGAAAAGUGUGUAAAACAGGAAGUGAUUUUGAUUUGACAAAAAAAAAAAAAAACUAAAACAUUAUGAUUAUUUUACUCAUUGAAAAAAAAAUCAUUUAAUGUAAGUCAAAGGUUGACCCUCCUGCCUCCUAUUAGCUAUUUUUACUCCUUUGGAUGAAAUUACGUUUAUUGAGACACUUGUGCAACAUCUACCAGUCCCUUAAAUGUGUCGGAAGUGUCUAAAUUUAAACAUAAGCUGAAAUUAUGUUCUUUUGAAAUGAUUAAAGUUUUAAAUAGGCUUGAAAUGUUUUCAAUAUCAAGUUAUAUCACUUUGGUGUCCUAAUUUUUCACCUGACUGUAUGUUUAAUGGUUGCUGCUCCUGUGUCUUUGUGGAUUUUUUUUUUCUCUUGUGAAGAUGAUUUUCUGCUCACUACUGCUGUCUUCAGUGUUUGACGACACAACAUCUGGGGUGCUGUCAUGUGAAUUUACAACUGUUACCUUUUUUCCCCUCCCAGAAUAGAAAUGAAUCAAAAGCUUAUUAAAACA
Molecule: messenger RNA, 4357 nt
Organism: Oryzias melastigma (Indian medaka)
Lineage: Eukaryota; Metazoa; Chordata; Actinopteri; Beloniformes; Adrianichthyidae
Product: probable C-mannosyltransferase DPY19L4
Exons: 19
Coding region: 295-2568 (757 amino acids)
Cellular component (GO): nuclear inner membrane
Molecular function (GO): mannosyltransferase activity
Source: RefSeq, a predicted model, not a curated record